AAUGUGAGAAGCCGCCCCCAUCUUACAUGAGCAAACAAACACAACAGUUAUGAGAUUCAGUCACAUUGCAAGAGGUGGAUUUUGUGACAUUUCUUACCGAAUUUAAUGAAAAAGUUAUGGCUCCAACUGGUCUCUUAUAUAUAAAAACAAAACCCCAUUGCACAAUCAACACAAACAAAACCAUGGUAUCAUCAAAGCUUCUUGUGGUUGCUGUUUUCCUGCUCUUUUCCUAUUCAUUUGCAAAGCUUCAUGGUGCAGAAAAGGGUCCAUGCAAGUCUCAUUCCAAUGGGGAGUGUUCAGCGCAUGCAAAAAAAGGGAACGGUAAAGGUUGUCAUUUUGCUGGAACAUGCAGCAGCGGAGGAGAUUGUAGGCAGGCAUGCGCUGCCUUGGGCCGCAACCCUGAUGCCGUCGAGUGUGUUACUUCCACCGGUGAAAACCGCUGCUGUUGUCUCGACAUUUGAAAGACUGUAUGAAACCGUAAUGAAAUUUACUUUACGUACCCAAAUGCAAACCCUUGCAGUGUUAACAACUUGGACGAGUUAACAUGGUCAACUGUUUGUGUGGUGUUUGUAACGAGUUAUAGUGUCUAUUGAGUGUCUUUUUGUGUAACUCUUUAGAAGUUUUUUAUGAAAUAAAUUCAUUUGGCUGAAAAAA
This is a messenger RNA of Gossypium arboreum, 654 nucleotides long. RefSeq lists its product as uncharacterized. The record is from RefSeq and is a predicted model, not a curated record. Lineage: Eukaryota; Viridiplantae; Streptophyta; Magnoliopsida; Malvales; Malvaceae. Bases 117 to 461 code for a protein of 114 amino acids. The transcript is spliced from 2 exons.